This is a messenger RNA of Argentina anserina (silverweed cinquefoil), 621 nucleotides long. RefSeq lists its product as uncharacterized. The transcript is spliced from 3 exons. Bases 9 to 368 code for a protein of 119 amino acids. NCBI's taxonomy places the organism in Eukaryota, Viridiplantae, Streptophyta, Magnoliopsida, Rosales, Rosaceae. The record is from RefSeq and is a predicted model, not a curated record.
AAGCCUUCAUGGUUCCUCUCAUAGAACCUCCCUCCUGGCUUAGCGCGGCUCAUGGAAUUCCGAAUAUAUCCUCAUAUAUGUUAGCCGGCUUUCGUCUAUGCUCUUCGUGUCCAUCACCGCGCCCCUUCUUUCUUCUCUCCCUCCAUUGCGAUUUAACAAGAAACUGGGCAUUUGUAGAAGAGGAGCAAGUAUUACCUAGCACUUCCAGGGUUAUGAAUUUUGCUCAUUGUAACAUCAUUCGAAGCUCUAUGAAAAGGAGGAAGUCAGUGUCAACAAGAGAUUGCAUUGUUGCAGGACAAGUUGAUUCUAGUCAGAGGCUAAGGGAACAGAAGAUGAACUAUCUGUUUGCAUACGUUUUGGUACACUAACAUCUUCAUGAUCAUUUCCAAAAAAAAACAUCUUCAUGAUAGGUGCAACUGAAGUCAAUGCUCUACAUUUUUGGAAGAAGUCCUAAUACGACGGAUCAAAAGGGGAAUAUUUUUUUGUGGAAACUCCUCAACCUUCAAUACACAUCAGCAGCUCUUUAAUUGGAGUGCUCAGGUAUAGUAGUGUGCUUAUAUAUUAGUGUGGUAGUGGUACUAUUUUGUGAGCAUAAUACCAAUGAAGAUGUAACUGAAACCU